Molecule: messenger RNA, 3423 nt
Organism: Parastagonospora nodorum SN15
Lineage: Eukaryota; Fungi; Ascomycota; Dothideomycetes; Pleosporales; Phaeosphaeriaceae
Exons: 2
Coding region: 1-3423 (1140 amino acids)
Biological process (GO): DNA-templated transcription; regulation of transcription by RNA polymerase II
Cellular component (GO): chromatin
Molecular function (GO): DNA-binding transcription factor activity, RNA polymerase II-specific; zinc ion binding; RNA polymerase II cis-regulatory region sequence-specific DNA binding
Source: RefSeq, a predicted model, not a curated record
AUGUCUUCACAACCAGAUAUCGCGAAGCUCGCGCGCACCGCGAGCAUCCCCAGCGACGACUCGGCCAGCGCGGGGAGCAGCAACACGUCUGUGCAAACAGCGAAGCCUGCAGCCUCGCCCCCGGCCGCGACCUUUCCCCCUCCAAAAACCGACAAGCCACGGCCGCACAUCUGCACAACAUGCACGCGGUCGUUCGCGCGGCUGGAGCAUCUGAAGCGACACGAGCGCUCGCAUACCAAAGAGAAGCCGUUCGAGUGCCCGCAGUGCCAGCGGUGUUUUGCGCGGCGUGACCUGCUGCUGCGACACCAACAGAAGCUGCACCAGCAGGGCGCGACUUCCUCACGACCCCGCAAUGCCCGCAGGGAAAGCACCACCGGCUUGCCGCCCAACCCUUCGGGGCGUGUCCGCAAGAACUCGGUGUCGAGCAACGUGAGCGGGCUGGGCGGUCCUCCCAUGAGACCGCGCGCCAACACCAUCGGCCACAUCGACCUGUCUGCCCUGAACAGCUUCACAGCAGCACACAGCGCGUCACUAUCGAGAGGCAACGGCGGCCAUUCUGGGCAUUCACACCAUGCGAGCUUGUCCGGCAUCGGAGGGCUCGGCCAGUUCGACUACAGGGGCAUGUCAACCGCCAUAGGCAACCAUGGACACGGCUUGCCGCGACUCGACACCCACCUCGGCUUCGGCAUGGGCGGUGGCGGUCUUCGCACUGCUCCCAUACAAGCGACAGGGACCGACGACAUGGCGCUCAAUGACUUCUUUGGUGGGCCCUCUGGCUCGACAAUCAACCCCAACCAGCUUCACCAUUUCAACGGCGCUAUGGGCACCCCGCACUCGCCGUUCCGCCAGUUCGCCAACCCAUUUGCGGGAAAUAAUCCCAUUGAAGAGGACGAUUUUGCCACGUGGAGUGCAGGCCUGGAUAGCAACAUGGGCUUUUCUGGGCCUGUCGACUCGGCCAUCGACCACUCGUCCCCUUCAGCCAUUAGUUCCGCCAGCCAGGGUGCCUUCAAUGAAGUCAUGCUAGACGGUUCAGGCCAGCCCACUUCAGGAGCCAUGUGGCACAACCCGCUUGCAACUCAUCCCGGUGUGAACCCGACAUCUUACUCGCUCGAUGCCAUGACCCCCAUUUUCACAGAGCUAAUGGCGAACAAUGUUGGUCCCUUUGACAUGGGAGAGCACAUGGGGCAAAACGGCUUUUACAACCUUUCUUCGCCGCCCCCACUGACGACCAUGAGCCCAUCGGCAGGCAUACCUGGUAUGCCGAACCAGUACUUCCAAGCUCCCAUGACAUUCAAUUCUGAUACGGGCAGCAUCUCCUCAGCCUCCCACAAUGGCAGUGCAAGACAUAGCUCCGUCACAUCGGUUUCCACAGAGUCUAUCACGGAUGCCACAAGACAAGCACUGGUCUACAACUUAUCCCAGGCUCUAGGACUGGGCCACCCACAGAGGAAAUUUUCGCAGCCUUCGAUCAGCUCUCCUUUAUCCCCCGCUUCCAAUGGGAAACAGCAGCCUCAAACCGCGUCGCUACCCAGCACCAUGGAUAUCCAGCGUUAUGUGAAUGCUUACAUCCAGUGGUUUCAUCCCCACCUACCGUUUUUGCACAUUCCCACCUUAUCUUUUGAUACUCCCGCCUACACCUUCAAUCUCCGGACGCCUGGUGGCAUCAAUCAUGACAGCAUGGUCGGUGGUGGUGGCUGUCUUAUUCUUGCCAUGGCAGCUAUUGGUGCCUUGUAUGAGUUCGAGCACCCCGUUGCCAAAGAACUAUUUGAGGCUGCAAAGAAGAUGAUUCUUUACUACCUCGACGAGCGUCGCCGAGCUGGUCUCUCCGCUGUAGUGAACGGCCCCACCGCUGCAAAUGACCACGCCAACAAGCCUCCAUUAUGGCUCGUUCAGGCUAUGCUUCUUAAUCUGAUCUUCGGUCACAAUUGCGGCGAUCGUCAAGCUGCUGAAUCCGCGAGUACCCAUUGUGCCGCACUUGUGAGCCUGGCAAAGGCAUCAGGGUUGGACAAGCCUUACAACCCGCAAAGCGCCUCUCGAAGCCCGUCUAGUCACCCGGUUGGUGACGACACAGAAAUGAUCGAUGAUACAGGUCUCCAUUCGAGCCCCGACAGGGAGACUGCUGACGAACACACUCAGUGGAUACAAUGGAAGAUGAUCGAAGAACGCAAACGCACAUACUUUGCUGUAUUUGCCAUGUCCAGCCUACUUGUCUCGGCUUACGCGCAUGCUCCACGUAUAUUAAACUCUGAAAUCCGCCUAGACCUUCCAUGUGAGGAAGAUCUGUGGUCAGUAGACAACCCGCAGGCGUGGGUGGCAAUGGGCGGUCCUAUGAUUGCUCAAACCCGUGGGCUGUCGUUCCAUGCCGCAAUGUCAUAUCUGCUCGAAGCCAGCACCCGCCAUGCAGCGGAGCGUGCGAACAAGUCUUAUAAUCAGACCUUUGGUGGCAACCAACCGACUAAUGACGCUCCGGCAAGCGAGAUUCGGCCCAGUACCUUUGGCUGCUAUGUCUUGAUCAACUCUCUACAUGUGUAUAUCUGGGAGACAAGGCAAAGACACACAGGACGGGUUUGGUUCUCCCAUGAAACCGAAGCGAUGCAUUCGCAAGUCGAACCCGCUUUGAAAGCAUGGCAAGCAGCCUGGCGAGCCAACCCCAACCACAGUAUCGAGCGCCCCAGUCCUUUUGGUCCCCUUUCAGCAGACUGCAUACCACUUCUGGAUCUCGCCUACGUGAGGCUAUUCGUGAACCUUGGACGAGCUAAGGAGCUUUUGUGGCAAAGAGAUUUUGAAGGCAUGGCUAACGAAUUUGCGCGAGGCGUAGACAUUGUAGCUCAAGCUGGCUCGCCUGAGAGAACGUUACCUUUGGAUGGUACCAAAUCCAUCUCACCAGAGCAGCUGAACUCGCGCGACAUGGAUGGAGCUGGUCCAAACCAGUCCACCAAACGCGAGCGGCAUCUCCGCAAAGCCGCCUUUUAUGCGGCCGACUCAUUGUCAAUGGCUGACAAGCUUGGUGCUACCUACACCGACUUUACUGCAAGGGAACUACCCAACUCCUCGGCUCUGUGUACUUUUGAUUGUGCGCAAGUUUUGGCAGAGUGGGUUGCGACUGUUCAAGACCGCGUGGGACGAUUCCUGGGGGUGUUGGGUAAAGAUGAUAUCGACUAUUCUGCGGUUCCUGCUAUCAUGCUUCUCGAAGAAGAGGACACCAAGUUGCUGCAGAAAGUCGCAGACAUCCUCCACAAUGCCGAGAUGAAGCUGGCUUACGACAUCUCUUCGAAUGCUCUACCAAUGCUUGGUGGUCUCUCGAACCUAGGCCCAUGUGGAUACGGCACAAAACUACUGAUGGUGACCGCUUACAUGCUUUCUAAAGCGGCUGUCUGGCCAGGUAUGUUUCAUAAAUAUACCACCACAAAAUUGAAAUGCUAA